UCAUGGCGACACAGCCCUUGUAUUUUCCGUCUUCACCGGCGACUCACUGAAUCGAAGAAAUGCGACCUCUUAUGUGUUUUUGGUUUUCUUUAGUUUGCGUUUUAGCAGGUAAAGAUUCGGGAAGCUCUUCUUGGCAUGACACGAUUAACAGGAAGCAGACUGCAAGGGAUGCUUCUUCCCGUUUUCCCUCCAUUAAAAAUGGUGGAGACGGAGUCCAUUCUAGUUUCCCAGCUAAGUACGUCCCAGAGUAUGGGAUCCCUAUGCAGGCUACCCCGUUCCCGUAUAAACUACUCCGCCCUCGUUUCGGAGAUCAUUAUGAGGCAAUGCCGCUGGCUCUUCAGCGGGCAAUGAACCCGAGGCUCCCGCCGAUAGUUCUGCCUUCUCCAGUUGUGCCGCAGCCCAGGUGGGCAGUCGCGGUGUCUUGUUUCGAUGGUAAAAUGUUUGUGCGGGUCGAUAAGUUUCUAUGCGGCUUCGGUUGCAAAGACUCCGAUUUAAUCCUAGGUAAAGGCUGCACGAGCACCUCUCAAUUUGGAUCGGAAGUCAUCUUUGAAUACAGCCUCCAGCGAUGUGAUACUAAAGCGCAAGUGGUAAAUGGCAUGCUUGUUUACAGCAAUACCCUUUAUUAUAAACCUUUAGAGCCUAAAGGGCCUAUACGGAGAUCCAGUCCAUUUUCUGUAACCCUCUUGUGUUCUUAUGAAAGGUUACACCACUCCUAUAAACUGGCAUACCAUCCUAUUUGGAACAGAGGCACUUAUUUUAGGAACCUAAGAAACCAGUACAGCUUCACUCUUCACACCAUGAAUGCUGACUUCUCUGCCACUUCAACAAGAAAUAAAUAUUAUCUUGGCCAGCCCAUAGCUUUCCAGGCAACUGCAUAUUUUGCAUCUUCAAGACAAAAGCUUUUUGUUCAGUCUUGUCAUGCAACUGCAUCCCCAGAUCCCUUCUCUCCUUCCAGGCACAUUCUGAUCAAUAACUUGGGCUGCAUGGUGGAUGGCAAGGAUGAAAAUUGUGCUUCAAAGUUUGUUCUGCCAAGAACUAAUGAUACCAUCAACUUUAUAAUAGAGGCCUUUCAGUUUCACGCAAUAUCUCCUCGGGUCUAUGUACAUUGUGAGUUGGUUGUGACAGAUGUAUUAUCAAAAAGUGCAAAAUCUUGCAAUUAUGAUAAAGUAACAAAGAGGUGGUAUGAACUGGAAGGUCGUCAUGCUCUUUGCAGUUGCUGUGACUCUCAAUGCGCAAAAGAUACAGGCUCCAAACAUCCAAAAGAAGUAAAGCGAAUGAUGAGCAAUGGUCCACUGCAGAUCUUGGCUUCUGAAGAUGAACAGACUGCUCCACAUCACUUGUCUGAUUUGCAUGAAGUUUCUGAAGACUUUCCUGUACAUGAGUAUCUGAAUGUUGGCAAGAAUUUCAAACCUGAAGAUGAACAGCUUUUAUCAAAUGACUUGGGAAAUGAUUUAGAAAACCAGGAGGCAUCUUUUGAAAUGGUUCACGAGCCUCUUUCAGAAGAAAUACAACAUAUUGAUAGUGAAAGAAACCCUCUACUUGACCAAAAUGGGGCAGAAUCCAACACUUUCCACUCUUUUAGGAUACGGAAGAUGUCAGAAAGUGAAUCAUCAGGCUUUAAGUUAGAGGAGAAGAUGGCAAUUGUGGACAAGGCUAGUUCCUAGACUGGAUGCAGUGUAAAGGUAGGAAUUUCCCCUUUAUGUAUCUCCCCAGGAAACCUAAAUGUGGAUUUACAUCUUGGACUUGAAUGUGUCAAUCUCCAGUAUGGUUUGUCGGAUAUACAAAUUGACCUGUCUGCAUUAGCCAAAGACCACCUGUGCAGUAUGUCUUAAUGAAUAAAGGGACUGCAGAA
This is a messenger RNA of Erpetoichthys calabaricus (reedfish), 1852 nucleotides long. RefSeq names its product zona pellucida sperm-binding protein 3-like. NCBI's taxonomy places the organism in Eukaryota, Metazoa, Chordata, Cladistia, Polypteriformes, Polypteridae. Gene Ontology annotation, biological process: egg coat formation; positive regulation of acrosome reaction; binding of sperm to zona pellucida. Bases 60 to 1664 code for a protein of 534 amino acids. The transcript is spliced from 10 exons. The record is from RefSeq and is a predicted model, not a curated record. Gene Ontology annotation, cellular component: extracellular matrix. Gene Ontology annotation, molecular function: acrosin binding.